Erpetoichthys calabaricus (reedfish) is the source of this 2568-nucleotide messenger RNA. It is a transcript of the gene gbx1, whose product is annotated as gastrulation brain homeobox 1. Gene Ontology annotation, molecular function: DNA-binding transcription factor activity, RNA polymerase II-specific; RNA polymerase II transcription regulatory region sequence-specific DNA binding. NCBI's taxonomy places the organism in Eukaryota, Metazoa, Chordata, Cladistia, Polypteriformes, Polypteridae. The transcript has 2 exons. Gene Ontology annotation, cellular component: nucleus. Bases 233 to 1345 code for a protein of 370 amino acids. The record is from RefSeq and is a predicted model, not a curated record. Gene Ontology annotation, biological process: regulation of transcription by RNA polymerase II; regulation of nervous system development.
UUCUCUUGCAGCCAAAAAAGUCGGGAGCUGAAUAAGGAAAUGAAGCGUAAUUUGAGGAAGAUGGAUGAGUCUUGAGGGUAACACCCCCCUCCCAUCCCUUCUCUCCCUCGCAUGAUGAGCCUAGUGAGUGUGUGAGAGGCAGAGUAAUAGGAAGGGAGUCAGGACGCAUGCAACACGCUGGCUUAUUGGUAACGGGACAACCACAGACACCAAAAGAUUCCUAAUUCUGUACAUGCUAAGGAUAACAAAGACGGGAAAAACAGAGGGAACUGACUUCGUUGGAGCAAAGCAAGGAUUUCUUCCCUGGAGGAAGAGGAGGGGGGGUGGAGGAGUACUUGAUUUCUUUGCUUACUCGCUGAAUAACAUUUUGUACACCGUCGACAUGCAGAGACCCAGUGGCCAAGGGACCGCUUUUUCUAUCGACUCCUUAAUAGGGACACCACAACCCCGAUCUGGGCACCUUCUGUACACCGGCUACCCAAUGUUUAUGCCUUACAGACCUCUUGUUAUUCCUCAAGCUCUGUCCCACUCUCCCCUGCAGUCCGGUAUCCCUCCGUUGGCUCCACUAGCUUCCUUUGCCGGACGUCUCACCAACACAUUUUGUGCCAGUUUGGGGCAAGGAGUACCAUCAAUGGUAGCGCUCACUACCGCCUUGCCUAGUUUCUCCGACCCCCCGGAUAGCUUCUAUCCUCCUCAAGAACUGCCUGGACCCAGAAUAACGACAGAUCCCACUGGAAGGAGACAAGAGAGUCCAGAUUCAGAGGAGCUACCGGCGCGUGAUAAAGUUUCGGAACUCCUUAGCUUUUCGGAAACUUUUCAAACGAUUACAGGCGAAACAAAAUUAUAUAGUUCGGAUGAUGAGAAACUGGACGUGAAAUCGGCAGAAACUCCUUGCAGCGACAGAGAAGAAGACAGCUCCGUUGACAGCGAGAACGAAAGCGUUUCAGACGGCAAUAACUGCAGUUCAUUAUCAAGGAAGAGUCAACUGAAGUCGGGCUCUCAAGAGCCUCUCCCUCCUGGCAACUCCAGUGGAAAAAGUCGGCGAAGGCGGACCGCAUUCACUAGCGAGCAACUCCUGGAGCUGGAGAAGGAGUUUCACUGUAAAAAAUACCUGUCCCUCACCGAGCGCUCCCAGAUCGCGCAUGCACUCAAACUCAGCGAAGUGCAGGUCAAAAUCUGGUUUCAGAAUCGAAGAGCGAAGUGGAAAAGGAUUAAAGCCGGCAACGUUAACAACCGAUCAGGGGAGCCAGUUAGGAAUCCCAAAAUCGUGGUGCCCAUUCCAGUACAUGUCAACAGGUUCGCAGUCAGGAGCCAGCAUCAGCAAAUUGAACAAACUAGACCAUAAGGAUGCGCGGAAGCAUUGCACGCUCCAGGACAUUUUUUUCUACAAUAUGUGUAUAUGAUUGGAGAUUAGUUUAACAACAAAGACAACAGGCUUGAAAGCAUUCACAGGCUCCAAAAGUACCCAAAACAUUACAGAGAUGGGUCUUAACAUAGUUUAACUAAGUUAUAAUUCAUCUAUCCAUGAAGGUCCUGUAAGGCUUUGAGGACCAAAUAUUGUGUAAUUUAAACUGUUUUCUCAAAAAUAUGACUGGUUACAAGAAAAAAAAAUCCGUACGGACUAGGACGGAUGCAAGAAAAGUCCGAACUGUGUAUACAAGAAGUUUACUGAGAUUUAUUCUAAGUAUAUUUCUGAUUUGUUUACAUGUUUGAAUAAAUUUAUCAAUGCGAUCUAACCAAGACAAACAUCUGCCUUCUGUCAAACUCUUGAAAGCCUGAAAUAACAAACCUAUGAGCAAACGAACUGAAUGUUUAAUUUUUUCCCAACUGACUGCACUAAACGUCUAGAAUGACACCCAUACCUGUUGAACUGAUGCAUUUUAAAUCAAACGGUAAACCUAUUCUACCGCAAUGUUUCGGGGACAAGUAAAUGUUAAUUUAUUUAUUUUAUUAUUGCUGUUAUUAAACAUUUUGUACAUUUGUAAAUAAUCAAGUGUGUUGGUUCAUGACACCAACAGUGCACUAUAAAAUGAAAAUGUAUACAGUCUUUUAAAAUAUUUAUAUGUUGAAGUGUGGCGACAAUGCCACGGAUAUUUUUUGUUUCUCUUCUGAAAUGUUUUCUGUGUAAAUUUUGUGAAUUUGGUGCAUGCUCGCUUAAUUGUAAAAGCUGUUUUUAAUGAUUUCCCUCUUUUUUUAUAUAAAUACAGUAUAUUAUAUACUGUGGUGAGUCGAGUUAGGUUUAUUUCCGUAUCAUUUUUAAGUGGUAAGCAUGUAAUUUAAAACCUUUUCGCUAUCGCUUACAGGACAGGUGGACACGUGCUCGGAAACUGAUGUGACAAGAACUAUAGGUGUACUCUAGCAAAAAAAGAGAAUUGGAGAAACGAUUGGCUGUACAUAGAAUUUGAAAGGUUAUUCACACACAUUUCAAUGUAAAAUAAGUUUCCAUUUGUGGUUUCAAUAAAUUAUUUUCUAACAAAGUAUGCGUCUUUCGUUCUGCAUUGCUUUUAGGUACACUAAACAUCGGCUGUUAUUUGAUUCAAUAUGCCUUGUAUAUUUGUGGUAUUUUCG